Molecule: messenger RNA, 2811 nt
Organism: Drepanopeziza brunnea f. sp. 'multigermtubi' MB_m1
Lineage: Eukaryota; Fungi; Ascomycota; Leotiomycetes; Helotiales; Drepanopezizaceae
Source: RefSeq, a predicted model, not a curated record
AUGCCUCCUAAGGUCGAGAUCAGAUUGAACACUCCAAAGACAGCCAUGGAGCCACUACCACCCAAAAAUCGAGACGAGGUACUGGCGGUUGAAAAUAAACCGAGCCCAAAAGUGGCCUCAGCUCUUGAUAUGCCCACCGAGAUAGGAAGUCCCAUAUCUGAUUCUCCAACGCCAGUACUCGAAAAUCCGAAUGCCUACGAGGUAGAUGUUGAGCCAGACAAAAUCAGCAAUUGCGCAUCCAGUCAGCAUCAUAUCAAAGUAGACCCCCAUGCUCAAGAAAUCAAGAUUGAAGAUGAACAACACGAGAAUUGCGCUAUCAAGACUGAAGACAUGGACGCCGAGUCGAUCAUCCACGUCGAUGAUGAUGAAAAUCCGAGUAAAGACCAAGCCCCUGCCCUUAAGAAGAAACGAAAACAGGGCCCUAGGAAUGUGAUGGAGUUCCAUCGACAGCAACGACAAGCUAAACUCGCGAAAACAGCAGCUUCUCCUGAGCCCGGUGCCAACAGCACCAAUACUAAUGAGGACAAGAGAACAAUUUUGAAUGACCUGCUAUGCCAUGAUGCUACUUCUGCAUACAAGUCCGGCCCAGAUUUGAACCCUGAGUUCCAUAUUGCUAUUUUGAACAAGCGGGAUUUCUUCAAGAGUAUCAGGGACAAAUGUCCCACAGCUGAUUUUGCGAAGACUAACGCCGAGUUGAAGAUGCUAGACGACGAUGCCAGAUCAUUUGGAUCUCGGCGGAUAAGCUUCAAGAACAACAUGUGGUUUUUGAAAGGCAUGAAGAAAGGGAUUUAUCAUCAUCAACUGAAAGGGGCGGCCUGGAUGGGUAACCGAGAGUGCUCCGAGGAUGGACCUUUCGGUGGCAUCUUAGCUGAUGACAUGGGUCUAGGUAAAACUAUUCAAGCUAUCACAGCUAUGUCAGGCAAUCUCCCAACCAAAGAAAACGUCAGAUUGCAGAAUAAGUCUACAUUAAUCAUUGCUCCAACGUCUCUGGUCCAUCAAUGGAAAGCAGAGAUGGAAGCUUUCUCGAGCUUCCAACGUAUCAUGAUCUAUAAUCCCAAGGAUAGCAAUAACGAUACACUCAGAACCACCGAUAACGAUGUUGUCAUUGUUUCCUACGACUCAGUACAACGAUCUUGGCUUCACCCAACGGAGUCAGAACUCAAGAGGCUGCGUGGUCAAGCGAAGAAAGAAGGAAUGUCAUUUGAGGAUGGGCUAGCUGAAUGGCUGGCCGAGAUUGACCGCGCAGUUGACCCGAUCUACAAGAUCGACUGGUUCAGAAUUGUGCUUGACGAAGCACACUACAUUAAGAAUAUGGAAUCUAGGACUGCUCGUUCAGUCAAUUCUUUGAUAGGAAAGUAUAGAUGGGCAUUGUCUGGUACACCAAUCAUGAAUGGAUACGAGGGUGGAGUCUUCCCUUCAUUGCCUAGCUAUGCGGCGACUAACCAUUCAAGAAAAAUUACUGCGACACUGAUGAUGAUUAACAUUGAGGCGCUGGGUAUGGCCAUCUCUAGAGUGACAAUGCGACGCAGCAUGAAAGAUGAGAUACUGGGCAGGAAGCUCGUCCCACUUGGUGAGCCUACCAACAUUGUCCAGAAAGUCAAAGCUUCGCCUCCAGAACGCCUUAUCCUGAAGUACAUCCAAGACAAAUUCGACAUGUUGAGGAAAGGCAAAUAUGAUCCAGGAGAUCCGCGACGAGAGCUUAAAAACAUGCUCAAUCAAAUCACUCGGUCGAGACAACUAAACUCCAAUCCGGAUAUUAUCGAGGAGCAUGUUAUGGUAAUGUUUGAAUUAGAUGAACUCAAGCAGAUGAAAACGGACUUGGAUGCCAUGCAGUGCACACUGAAGGAUUCGGAUGAUCUUCGUCGGGCUUUAGCGAGAAGAAUCAAUGGUUGGAUCUCAAGCAAACGAGAGUCGACCCGUUCGGGGAAGCGAAUGCUUGCACAAAAGCCGGUUUUCACGUGCCCAGUUCUGAAUUGUAACCAAACAUUCACAACAUCGGAGGGAGAGGUUACACCUUGCGACGCAGCAAUUAUCGCAAACAAGACGCCAGGAAAGAAGACGUCUCUGAAAGGAAGGAAAGCAGUAGAUGCUGUGGGCUUCAGACCUAUUACGACUUCCUCGCUGAAGUGGCUUCAAAAGUUCGAUGAUUCAAAGUAUCAAAUCCUUCCUACGGCAAAAUUAUCGGGCGUCACGAAGCUUAUCCUCGAAUGGAGAGUCUACCACCCAAGUGACAAAGUGGUGGUCUUCAUACAGUUUACCCACUUCGGUAUCAUGCUCGGAGGACUACUUCAGAAGAACAAGGUCAAAUUUGUCUAUACCACGGGAGGUAUGACAUCUAAGCAAAGAAGCGCAGCACUGGAAAAGUUCAAAAAUGACUCCAACGUCAAUGUCAUGAUCAUCGGGUUGAAAAUCGGAGGGCAGGGAUUGAACCUACAGUUUGCCAACAGAGGCAUAUUGGUCGAUCCAUAUUGGAACAAGUCCAUAGAGCAUCAGGCCGCUGGUAGGAUCAACAGAAUUGGCCAGGUCAAACCUACAUUUCUUGUGAGCUUUGUGAUGGAAGGCACCAUCGACGAGCGAAUACUCGAACUACAAAACGAGAAGCAGGAAAUGAUUGGCAAAGCAUACAAGGGUCUUAACGAAACCCAGCAGCUCCGAUUACUUGAGGAAUACCAGAAUCGCGAUCUUGGCCAAGACAGUGACGACGAAGACGACUUCAGCCAUGCCAUUCACGCGGAGGGCGAUCCCAUGGCCGAUCUAGGCAUUCCAGAAGAGGAAUACCAGUCCUGGUUGACGUCCGAUGAGGCUGCAUGA